Messenger RNA from Mytilus californianus (California mussel), 1552 nucleotides. RefSeq names its product basic phospholipase A2-like. The record is from RefSeq and is a predicted model, not a curated record. Gene Ontology annotation, biological process: lipid catabolic process; arachidonate secretion; phospholipid metabolic process. NCBI's taxonomy places the organism in Eukaryota, Metazoa, Mollusca, Bivalvia, Mytilida, Mytilidae. Gene Ontology annotation, molecular function: phospholipid binding; calcium ion binding. The transcript has 6 exons. Bases 159 to 473 code for a protein of 104 amino acids.
AAAUGAAAAAAAAACAUGACAUAGCAGUCAAAUGGGUUCUUUUCAUUUAAAUGUUAUGACAUCACAAUGGAGAAGGAUAAAUAUAAAACCUUAUUCUGCUAAAACCACUGUAGACUGAAACAUAUCUUGCUGUUCACCGUACGUAUGAUAUCAGAAAUAUGUUGACAUUACACUAUAUUACUGCUUGUGUUCUGUGUGUCGUAGUGCACUCCAGCCCACCAGGUUAUUCCAAAAAUGUUUUGAAUGAAGUCAGGAAUCAUAUUGAAAGAUCAGAAUUAGAUGAUGUGGACUCAUUAGAUGAUCAAGCUGAUACACGCAAUGUACAUAGUAACAUAAGUAAGAAGGCAAUGUGGAAUUUUUCCAACCAGAUGAUUGCAAUUUUUGGGAUCAGUCGUGCUAUCUCACUUCUGGAUUAUGGUUGUUAUUGUGGAAACGGUGGUGCAGGAACACCAGUAGACGGUAUAGAUCGAUAGUUAUGGUUCCUGUAAAUAUAGAGUGUGUAGGUGUGACAAGUUGUUUAUAGAUUGUCUACACAGAAACACAUACAAUCAAGCAAACUAUAACAACUGUUAAUGAAAUGAUCACAUACUGUAAACCAACUAAUUUUUGCGAUCGAUUUAUUUUUGCGGCUUUCGCGAGUAGAAAAUAACGCGAAAAUAAAUAUUUGCGAAAAUUUAAAACUUAGCUCUUUCCUUAUCUAACUACAUCAGGUAAAUAUGAAAAUUGACAAAUUAGAUCGCUGCAAAGUGGACUGGAAAAGGUUAAACGCGAAAUAAAGUAUUCGCGAAAAUACGUUGGUAUACAGUACAAAAUGCAGUAUAUCAUGUAUAUUUUCUUAAGUUCACUGGGAGCAGUAGCCCUGAUCUUAUAAGCUUAACUAGUGCAGAACAAUAAUUUGGGAAAAUUAGGGGUUUAUGAAUUAAAUUUGUGACAUGGGUUCUAUCAUCUUUAUUCAAUUGUUAACUAAUUUAAAGAAUUAUAUUGAACAAUUGGAUAUUUUUCAAAAACCUCAUACUCGCUUUUCUAAUGUGUAUUUCUUUUCCGCCACAAAAUAGAACACAGAACGUAUAAUAAGUUAAAAUUUGGGAGAAGUAUAUUACAUGUUUGUAUUUAAAUUUCAUUAAAGGGUCAAAAUGGGAAUUUUUGUGAGGAAAAACACAAACAAAGUACGUUCACAUGAAUUCUGGGAUCGACUUAUAUGUAUAUAUUUUAUGUGAUUGUUGUAAGAUUGGGGCUUCUGUUUCCGAUGUGUAUCCAAGUAGCUAUAUGAACUUUAUCUUCUUGUUAUAAUAUCUUAUCUUAAAGAUGUCUGAGUUAUCCAUUCUUUUUACAAUAAUCUUAUGAAUCUUAUGAUUGUGCAAAAUGUAACGUAUGCUAACCUUCGAUUCAUAUGAUUAACAAUUUAACAAUAAUCUAAUGACACUGAUCUGCAUAUUGUAACUUAUCUUACAUUUAACUGAAAAUAAUCAAGAAUUUUAGAGUAACCGUCAUUCUUUUGUUAUAAGUCAACGCUAAUUCUGUGAAAAAUACCUCAGUCUUUAAUUAUCUUUAA